UGAGUUAACGAUGUGUUCGCACCUUAAAGUAUAGAUAAGAGAGAUAUUAUCUCAGAUUGAGAACAUGUCCAGCGGUUAAGUAAUCCAGUUUCAGCAAAAGAAAGGUUCAUUACAUGACACGUUAAAGCGCUUUUCAGUCGCUCUUACCUACAAAACAGGUUCAAAACAGAGAGCUGUCAUUGUUGGCUGCAAAGCACGUCUCAAAAUGCUUGGGUUGUUUGCCUUAUGCGCAGUUCUUGUGUCAGUGAACAGUCAAGAUGUUGGGAUUAAUUCUGGACGUACUCAAAAACAAACCCUUCGUCCCAGUCAGGGCAAAUCAUGCAACAUAAACAACUACAACAGUUUCUACGCUGGACCAAACAAGAAAGUUGAAAACCUUCUUGUUGACGUAAAGAGGCAGUUAGAAGAUUUACAGAAGCAGGUGGCUCUUUUGAGGAACGACAACAAGACUAAUUUAGAUGGUUAGUGUGACAAAAUUCAUAAUUUUUUUGGCUCAUGGAGAAAUUCACCCGGCAUAACCUGGUCUAUAUCGUUCUUUUGCUUCUUAUUGCUCUACUGGCAUAAUGUUCAAAUACUAUUCUUUACGAUCUGCUUCAAGCCUUAAUGAUUCACCGAUUCGCACUAAAUUUGAGGCUCUCAAUGGGGUGAUGGCUUUUUUGGCUUAAAGUGAAAAGUUUGGUCAAUUUACAGUUAGUAUCUCUCCAUUGUGGUCUCCAGAACAUGUUUUACGGUUAACUCUUUUUACGAUUUACGGUUAAAAUUGGACAAUCUUUACGGCUAACGGCUUAAUUGUUUGUUCGUUUUACGGCUUACGGUUAACCGCAACGAGAUCCUCGAAUCUGGCAAGCGAUUGGAGGCAACUAGAUUGUAAUUUUUGACUUGGCAGCGGGAACAAUUCCCGUUGUCGGCAGUAGCACGUCUUAUUCUUAAUCUGGCUUACGCUCCUAAACAAGCGUGGAAGGGACCCCCCUCCAUCUCCAUCUCCGCCUGAUUUUGAUAUUUUUGUAGGUUUUAAAUCCCAUGUUAAUGUAAUAUAAUCUGGAUUCAUGUUUUUGUUUUUUUCUGUUUUUUCUUUUCAGUAAAUUAAAGAUUUGAGACAAAUUCUCAUGUUUAGUCAACUAAAUCUUCUUGUAUCGUAGGAAACCCCCGAAGCUGUGUGGAGAUUUUUAAAUCUGGACAAAAAAUCAGCGGUGUCUAUUCAGUUGACCCUGAUGGUGCAGGUGCCUUUGAAGUGUACUGUGACCAAACAACAGCCGGUGGUGGAUGGACUGUGUUCCAGAAGAGACAGGAUGGCUCGGUUGAUUUCUACCGCGACUGGGCUGACUAUAAGAAUGGCUUUGGUAACCUGAAUGGGGAGUUUUGGCUUGGACUGGGCAAGGUUAACCGAAUCACAAAUAGUGAGAGGUAUAGGCUUCGAGUGGACAUGGAGGACACUGAAGGAAAAACAGCUUACGCCGAAUACGACAUGUUUUCAGUCACAAGCGAGAAGACGAAGUACCAGCUGAGCAUCGGGACUUAUUCAGGUCAGUUUUCUUUCUUCUUUGUAAUAUCAGGAAUACCAUGAAUUUAAUUUCUGAUGCUUUGAAUUACUCAAAUAACUUUACUUAUAGACGUUUAGCUUACUGAUUUUCAUCGACAUUUAACCACGAGAGAUGGGUAAUAACAACACCCUCCCCACCCACACAUACUCGCACACCCCCGAAUAAAAGCCUCAACAUAUUUUGAAAAUCGAACUCUGAAUUCGGAGAUGUAAAAAAGACAUUGAGCAAUGUUGUUAUUUAAAGCGAGUUUCAAAUUGUUCUGAUUAAGCUGCUGUUUACCUAAUAAGGGCUCUAAAAUCUUCGUUGAAGAAGGCCAACAAUGUACAAAACUCAAGGAAAGAAAAGUUAAGUCUAACGAAAACUCGACUGUUAUGAAAUUUGUUUUUAACAAAAUGCAAAAUAUCUUAAAAUAGGUUUUGGUUAGUCAUCGUGGUAAAUAGCACUUUCAGAUAAGAAAUGCAAAUGACCACAUCGUGGGACAAACGGUUAUGUUUCUCUUUUGAAAAUGUAAAAAGUUGUACUUUAAAAUGCUCAUCUCCUGCACUCGCCUAGCUGUGAAUUCUGGGUGUAUGCUGGUUGCAGGCAUUUUCCGUAUUUCACUUUUCGCAACCUCAUAUUUUUUCUCAGGAUUUUCAAAAACCUGAUAAGUUCCAAUUUCCUUCCUUUUCUUUUCAGUUUAAAAAUUAACUUUUAGCCUGAUUUGUUACUACAGGAGAUGCUGGAGAUUCUUUGAGUGGCCACCGUGAUGCAGCAUUUUCCACCAGAGAUCAAGAUAAUGAUAAUAAUGGAGGCAGCAGCUGUGCUGUGUCUUACAAAGGUGCCUGGUGGUACACAGACUGCCACUCAUCCAACCUAAAUGGGUUUUAUCAUCAUGGAAAGCACUCAUCUUAUGCUGACGGUGUCAACUGGCAAGCUUGGAAGGGUUAUAAGUAUUCCUUGAAACGCGCUGAAAUGAAAAUAAGACCGAGUAGUUUAUAGUGGAAACUGCUGCUGUGAUCUUGAUAAGUUGUUUGUAACGUGAUCAUAAAUGGAUAUCUGAAUGGUUUUUUUACAAUAAAAUUGCUAUCAAAUAAGAUUAGAGCUAUUUCAAUUGAGAGUCGAAAGUAAUAUGAAGUUUGCAUUGGUUUUGCUUUACUUUGCUCUUCUCAUUGAUUUUAAGGAUGUUUUCUUACGCUAGUCGCUAUCUAUUGUAUGUUUGGUUGUGAGAAAAAUAAUAAAACCUGAACCUGUC
This is a messenger RNA of Pocillopora meandrina, 2772 nucleotides long. The record is from the annotation of a GenBank genome assembly. Lineage: Eukaryota; Metazoa; Cnidaria; Anthozoa; Scleractinia; Pocilloporidae.